GGGAAGCAGUGUGUGUGUGUGUGUGUGUGUGUGUGUGUGUGUGACACAAACCCCUCACCCCACUUCUGCUCCCGCCCCUCCGGAGAAAGGGUGCGGGAGAGUCCCAGGGUAAAGGUUUGGCCCCUCCUGCUCCACACUGCUGCGAGUCCAGUGCUGUUCUCUGACCCACCUGUGCCGGCCGCACGCAGCGUCCGCUACACGCUGCUUUUGGCUGUCUAGCAGCUGCAAUGGGCGCCGGGGCCUCCUCGUCUCUUACGCGCCUCGGUCUUGCGCUCCCAGCCUCGGCGCAGUCCAGAGCCGCCUGGCUCGGGGCUGCUGCGCUGGGACUGGCGGUCGCCGCGGCGCUGGGAGCGGCCGCCUGGAGCACUAGGGGCCGGCUAUGGCGGCGGCGGCGGCGGGGGCAGCGGCGGCUGCAGCAGGUGGGCACCGUGGCACAGAUCUGGAUCUACCCCAUCAAGUCCUGCAAGGGAGUAAUUGUGGACGAAGCCGAAUGCACCGAGUUGGGGCUGCGCAGAGGCAACCUGAGAGACAGGUUUUGGCUGGUGAUUAAGGAAGACGGUCACAUGGUCACUGGAAGGCAGGAGCCUCGCCUGGUGCUGAUCACCAUAACGUGGGACAAUGACCAAAUGACCCUCAGUGCUCCAGAUAUGAAUGACCUGGUUCUACCUAGAAAACUAUCUUCCACCAAUGCUAUUCGGGACUGCAGGAUAUUUGGCGUUGACAUUCAGGGUAGAGACUGUGGAGAUGAAGUAGCUCAGUGGAUCACCAGCUUCUUAAAAACAGAAGCAUAUCGACUGGUUCAGUUUGAGACCCACAUGGCAGGAAGAAAGUCAAAAGAAAUUUUCCAUCCCUCUGUUCAGAAUUAUCAGGUGGCUUAUCCUGACUGCUCUCCCAUCAUGAUGAUCUCAGAAGCUUCCCUGUCGGAUCUUAAUACCAGGCUUGAGAAGAAAAUCAAAAUGGAACAAUUUAGGCCAAAUAUCGUGGUGACUGGUUGCAGUGCUUUUGAGGAGGAUACCUGGGAUGAAAUCCUAAUUGGGAGUGUGGAAAUGAACAAGGUUUUGGCUUGCCCCAGAUGCCUCAUGACAACAGUGGACCCAGACACUGGGAUCAUUACCAGGAAAGAGCCCCUGGAAACAUUGAAGAGCUACCGCCUCUGUGAUCCAGCAGAGAAGCAUAUAUACAAGUCAUCUCCUCUCUUUGGGAUGUAUUUUUCAGUGGAAAAAAUUGGAAGCCUAAAAGUCGGCGACCCUGUGUAUCUGAUGACUCAGUGAUAGAAGUCCUGUGGGUGAUGAGUGUCACAUAGUUGAAAUGGUUACAAUACUGGAAAGGGAUUGACCAGGAUCUCACAGCAACAUCUCUGCAGAUCCCAAUAGAUUUGUCUUGGAAAAAAAAUACUUCUGACUCUCUGUUGACACUUAUGUUCUAUAUGUUAAUGUGACAAAAGGGAAAAAUCUGGGACAGGGGAGGGGAUGGGGUCAGAAGGGAUGGGGUAGGAGAAGAAGGGAUAAUAAUAAUAAGCCAAAUAAUAAUACACUAAACGUUCUGUGGUAGCAAAGAAUUGGAAACAAAGCAGAUGCCCAUUUAUUGGGAAUAACUAAACAAAUUUUGGUAUGUGAAUGUAAUGGAAUAUUAAUGUGCUGUAAGAAAUUAUGAAUGUGAUGGAGACAGAGAAGCAUAGAAAGAUCUACAUGAACUGAUACAGAGUGAAAUAAAGAGAAGAAAGAAAACAGCACCUACAAUGACUGCCAUGGUGCAAAUGAAAUUAAACAGAAUUAAUGUAACCAGAUUAAAUAGAAAUAAUCAAACAUUAAAGUUGAAAAUUUAUAAAGAACAAGCAUGGCCCAAAGGACAGAAAUGAGAAGAUACUCCUACCUUACUCCUUUGUAGAGGUGGGAUGUCCAUAGGUUUGGUAUGUUGCAUAUAUUUUCAGAUUAUUUGAUGUAUUGACCAGUUUUGCUAAUUUUUUUCUUUUUUUCUCUUUUUUCCUUUAAAAAUGCUACUUUUAAUAUGAGAUGGCUCUCUUGGGUGAGAGAAGAGGAGGAACACUGGAAGAAAUUCUGGCAAAAGACAUCAAUAAAAUUCAUUUUUCGAAAAUAGGGUAAUUAAAAAUGGCAUCUCUUAAAUCCCUAACUUUGGUAGUACUGAGGAAAAGUAACAAAAAGAACUGAGGAAAAAUCAGUAAACCUUUUAAAGUGUAAUGUUUCUGACAUUCCCUAUUUGAGGAAAAUUGGAAAACUCAGACACUUGCUUCUUUUACAUCUUCCAACUGUCUUUAUACCACUAGUAGACUCUAUUUCACAAAUCACUUCUUACUUUUAUUUUCCUUCCAUUAGGAAAUAGGAUUGUACUUGAUAUGUGAGUUUUUAAUAUGGGAAGACAUUAUUUUGAAACUUUUCUGGGCCAGGAAUAUUUCUAACAAGAAUCGAGGAUAGGAGAAUGGAAUUUCGAUUGGAAUGGAAUGUUAAGGCAGGGAUUGGCCUAAAGGAAGUAUGAAUGUUUUUAGAGAUAUUGAAAACUAGCUUAAACUAAUGGAAAUUUCCUAUUUUAGCAACACGAUUAAGAAAGAAAUCUCCCUGAAUCAGUCUGCCAAUGAGAUAAUCUACUUCUGCUUUUAUGGUAUUUUUAUUGUAAUAAAUGUAAAUUCAAAUUAAACAUGCUUAAAUUUUGAAGCUUA
Messenger RNA from Trichosurus vulpecula (common brushtail), 2674 nucleotides. RefSeq names its product mitochondrial amidoxime reducing component 2 (gene MTARC2). Lineage: Eukaryota; Metazoa; Chordata; Mammalia; Diprotodontia; Phalangeridae. Gene Ontology annotation, cellular component: mitochondrial inner membrane. The transcript is spliced from 8 exons. Gene Ontology annotation, biological process: nitrate metabolic process. The record is from RefSeq and is a predicted model, not a curated record. Gene Ontology annotation, molecular function: molybdenum ion binding; pyridoxal phosphate binding; molybdopterin cofactor binding. The coding region runs from base 228 to 1271 and encodes 347 amino acids.